GCAGGAUUACAGCUUUAGCUUGGUCCCUUAACUUUACCUAGCCGCAUGGUCGCCUGUCAGUCACCUCCUUUUCCCAUCCCGCCCUCCUAUUAUUAUCUUUUGAACAAAAUCUUUUAUUUGUCUUCAAUCCUCCCUAGACUUUCCAAAUUUCUUGUUUCUUUUUGUUCUUUUUGCUUUUGGGCAAGAUUUGCAUACCACUUCGACCAAUCCGAAUCAUCUUCGCAUCUCGGAAGAAGAACAGCAUCGAAUUAAAGACGCGCAAUCGCUGCUUUACUUUCCAGGGUCUCGGAGCAACCCCACGGCGCCACAACCAGGUGUUUGAAUUUUAUGACGUCUGCCCAUUCUGUUGCGACACAACGACCCAUUUAUCGAUAGUAAAAAGAGCAACACAUUGGCGAUCAACACCCUCUGUGCGUCUCGUCGCACUCAAAUUCAGGGCACAGCGUCCGAGUGUUUCGAGUUGGGCAUUACCUAGUCUGGCGACGACCCGAAAUAGCUUCUUUUUUUCCCCAGUUAAUUUUUCGAAUCCCCCUUUUUUUGGCGCACGACAAAUUCCACAUACGCGCCCGCCUAUACACAUCCCGCCCUUCCUGAAUCUCCUGCAAUGCUCGCAACCAAGAUCAUACCAGAUCGCAAAGAUCUGGUCGACUACAAUUAUGCAGUUGCGGGACAUGCCGGCACCCUAUGCGAUCCAGAUGGCGAACUAUUCAUCAAGCCCGCGACGAAGCAGGAGGUCGAGUUCUACGAGUCGGCCAACGCGCAACACCCCGACCUCGCCGACAUAAUGCCCGUCUUCAUGGGUACGCUGCAACUCAACAACCACACCGAUAUUAGCUCCAUCAACGAGCAGCUCCCCGUCGUCUCGGACGUGCUUAGCGAGCACCUGAAGGAGGAGGUGGUGGCGCUGGCACAUCAGCUCCAUCCCGCCCUAGAAGGCCCGGCGCCGGGCGAGGAGAGCAUCGCGUGGCGGCCGAACCGCAACAAGAAGAUCGCCACCGACAUCGCCAUCGUGCUUGAGAACAGCGCCUACGGCUUCGCGCGCCCCAACAUUAUGGAUUGUAAGCUCGGCGUCAGGCUUUGGGCUGACGACGCACCCGAGGAGAAGAAGCGGCGGUUCGACAAGAUCAGCGCCGAGACGACCCACAAGGAGCUGGGGUUCCGCGUCGCCGGCAUGCGAGUGUACCGCGGCUCCGAGAGGGACGAGGAGCUCGACCCGGAGGAGUACAAGAAGUACGACAAGGACUGGGGCCGUUUCAGCGUCAGCACCCCGACGGUCGUCGAGUCGAUGCGCAAGUUCCUCUUCAACCCGCGCAGCGGCGUGAGCGAUGAGGAUGCGAAAUUUGUUGCCGAGGCCUUUUGCGAGGAGCUGAAAAAGGUGGAAAAGCGCCUGGCCGCUGAGGAGACGCGCAUGUACUCCGCAUCACUUUUGUUCGUUUUUGAGGGCGACGGCCCGGCUCUGAAGCACGCCAUCAAGGUCAACGCGGAGGCGGCGGCGCGCAAGGAAGCACGGAUGACGGAGAGGCAGCGGCUCAAGGAUCUGGCGAGGCGUGAGGCUGAAGCCGAGGCCGCUGCGCACAAGGGUCGGUCACCAUCAAAUGCCGCAGCCCGAGUUGACAGCGGUAUUGACGUUAGCGGGGAUAACGAUGUGCUAACGAGGAAGGCUGCCGGUGCUCUAGACGAUUAUGAUGAUGAAGACGAUGACGACGUGAGCAGCGACGGGUCGGUGGAAACCCUUGAGCCCGUCCUGCAGUUGAGGUUGAUCGAUUUUGCGCACGCCGCAUGGGUACCUGGGCAGGGGCCGGACGAGAACGUUCUGAAGGGCGUGAGGAGUCUGAUCACAAUAUUUGAUGAGAUGUCCCGAUGACUCCGGAAACUGGCUGCAGGCAGCAUAUAUUCAUUCUCGAUCUUCUCUACUCUUUCUUGGGGCGGCCUAAUACCACCAUUUAUUUACCGAUGAAAUAUGUUUAGAAAACUACAUAUAUGGCCUGGAACUGGUUACUUUCUUGUGUAUCUCACUUCCCAUUUAUUGAACUUGCUUUUCCUGUGGGAGAUUAUAGCUUCAUAAUACUAUAAUCCAACUUCAAGAAGUCGUAGGCAUUUCUCUUCAGGGUUGGAGUAUACCAAGGUUGAGA
This is a messenger RNA of Pyricularia oryzae 70-15, 2132 nucleotides long. RefSeq lists its product as uncharacterized. The coding region runs from base 605 to 1864 and encodes 419 amino acids. Gene Ontology annotation, biological process: phosphatidylinositol phosphate biosynthetic process; inositol phosphate biosynthetic process. Gene Ontology annotation, cellular component: nucleus; cytoplasm. The transcript has 2 exons. Gene Ontology annotation, molecular function: inositol hexakisphosphate kinase activity; inositol-1,4,5,6-tetrakisphosphate 3-kinase activity. The record is from RefSeq and is a predicted model, not a curated record. NCBI's taxonomy places the organism in Eukaryota, Fungi, Ascomycota, Sordariomycetes, Magnaporthales, Pyriculariaceae.